GACGGCGGCGAAUAUGCAGUUUUUUUUAUUUCAAAAUUCAAACUAAAAUAGAAUUUAGGGUUUGUAAUGAUACAACGAUGAAUAUAAAUAAUCGCUUCUCCAAGAUAAUACAAACAGAGGAAAUCCUAACUUAGUACUACGAGGAGAUGGUGGUUAUGUAUGUGGAGAGACCACCGACUCUACAAGAGGUCAUUUCCGAUGACCUGAACAUUGAAGUCUGGUCGGUGAAGAUGAAAACCACUCUUACAGAGAAGGGACUUUGGGAUGUUGUCGCCAACAGAGUCCCGCCGGAUCCAUCGAAGAUUCCAGAGUUAGCAGCGACGAUUCAAGCCGAAGAGCUUUGCAACUGGAGAGAACUUGUGAGAGAAGACUUGAAAGCACUCCAAAUAUUGCAGUCAAGUCUCCCAGAUUCUGUUUUCAGAAAGACUCUCUCAGCUGCUUCGGCUAAGGAUCUUUGGGAUAUGUUAAACCAAGUACCUGAUCAUGUAGCUGAAUGUUUUGUUGGUGGGUUCACUGGUCAUUGGAAUAUAUGGUUGAUAAGCUCCAUUAACUCGAAUCAUAUGACUCCACAUGAGAGGUUUUUCACCUCUUUAGAUAGAUCAAAGAGAGCUAAGGUUAAAUUCACAUCUGGGGAUAAGACCAUCAUGGCAGAAGGAAUUGGAGAUGUGACUUUUAUUACUAAGGAAGGUAAUCAGACGAUCAAGAAUGUGCUUUAUGUUCCAGGGAUCGAGGGAAACGCGUUAAGUGUUUCUCAGAUGGAGAAGAGCGGAUUUGGAGUUGCUUUUGAUGAAAAAAGAUGCACUAUAUGGAAUAAGAAGAGUGGCAAGUGUUUUGGUAAAACCAUGUGGGAAAACAGAGGCUAUUGCUUGCGUUGGAAUGUUGUGAUUGAAGGUAACGAACAAGCAACGAUACGUAGAUUAGAGAAGCAAUUCGAAGAACUCAAAAGGAAUGAAAAAGAAUCUACCGAUUCAUACAUAGAUAGGAUUAUGGAAAUCGUUGGUGAGUUACGUGUUUUGAAAGUUGAGAAACCUGAGUACGAGAUUUGUAAGAAGGUGUUUGCUUCGCUCUUAGAGUCAUACGAUGAGAUACAAUCAAUGAUGGAGGAAAUCAUGAAUGUUCAUAAGAUGACUGCUGCGAGUCUUUGUCAGUAUUUCUUCCUUAAUGGAUAUGAUUUUGAUUCAGUGAAUGAGGAAGUUUUCCUUGGACUGUUGAAGAAUUUGAGGCUUAAAUCAAAGUCUAAGAAGUGGUGUGACUUGUGCUACAAGAUGACGUCGAGAGGCUAUUCAUUCACAGAGGGACGUGGAGGCGAAUGCAUUAUCCGCGAUCGGACUAAGGAUGAAUUUGGGGAAACUUUGUGGAUGUGGGAAGAGAAAGGAUUGGCUUUGCGUUUGAAGGUGAUUGAAGGUAAUCUCACCUCUUAAUGAGCUCUGUCUUGAACUUUGGUAGAAGACUUUAACACGUAAGAUGGAACGCUUAUGUCUCUAUGUGGUUUUUUAGUUUCGGUUUAUUAUGUUUUCAGUUUGUUCUUCUAGUUCAUAUUCUGCAAACCUAGGACGGCUUGUUACGUAUUAAUCAAGUUUUCAAGUACUAUUUUGUUCUUCACUAUGCAAUGCCUUUGUCAAAGUUUUGUUCAUGGUGAAAAUGAACAGAAAUGUUGGAC
This is a messenger RNA of Arabidopsis arenosa, 1660 nucleotides long. NCBI's taxonomy places the organism in Eukaryota, Viridiplantae, Streptophyta, Magnoliopsida, Brassicales, Brassicaceae. The record is from the annotation of a GenBank genome assembly.